AGGGCGAUUUUUGGAAAGUAUGACAAAGACAUUUUGUCUUCCUGAAGUUAAGUAUACUCAAUUAUUCAUUGGUAAUGAAUUUGUCGAUAGCAAAUCGAAAAAAACAUUUCCAACUAUUAAUCCAACAACAGAGGAUGUGAUAUGUCAUGUUCAAGAAGCUGAUCAGAAUGAUGUAAACAAAGCAGUUGAAUCUGCUAAGGCAGCCUUCAAAACAGGAUCUACGUGGCGUACCAUGGAUGCUUCAGAACGUGGUGUUUUGUUACAUAAAUUGGCUGAUCUUAUCAAAAUGAAUGCUGAAUAUAUAGCUCGUUUGGAAGCAAUGGAUAAUGGGAAGACUGUAGACUUAGCAUUGGAUGAUGUCUUAUUUGCAGCGCAAACAACUCGGUAUUAUGCUGGAUACGCUGAUAAGAUUCAUGGUAAACAGUUACCAGUUGACGGGAAUAUGAUUACGUUUACUCGCCGUGAACCACUUGGAGUUGUUGCUUGUAUCACACCGUGGAACUAUCCGUUUUUGUUGAGCGUUCUCAAAUGUACUCCAUGUUUAUGCGCUGGUUGCACAGUUGUAUUGAAACCCGCAGAACAAACACCAUUAUCCGCAUUGUAUUUAGCUGCUUUAACCAAAGAGGCAGGUUUCCCACCUGGAGUAUUUAAUGUUAUCUGUGGAUAUGGUGAAACUACUGGUGAGGCGUUAACUCAUCAUCCGGAUGUUAGAGCUAUCUCAUUCACCGGUAGUACUGAAGUUGGUCAGUUGAUAAUGAAAGCUGCGGCUACGAAUAUUAAACAUGUGAAAUUAGAACUUGGCGGCAAAUCACCACUGAUCAUAUUAGCUGAUGCUGAUAUUGAGAAAGCUGCAGAAGUUGCACAUGAAGCUACAAUGGUUAACCAUGGACAGUGUUGUGUGGCUGGUACUCGUGUAUUUGUACAAGCUCCUAUAUACGAUCAGAUGGUUGAGAAACUGAAAAGGCUAGCUGAGCAACGUAAAGUUGGUGAUCCUUUCGUAUCUGGUACUAUACAAGGUCCACAGAUUGACAAUGUACAAUUUGAAAAAAUCAUGUCAUAUAUUGAAAAAGGCAAAAAACAAGGUGCUCGACUAGUCACUGGAGGAUGUCGAAUUGGAAAAAAAGGUUAUUUUAUUCAACCAACAGUGUUUGCAGAUGUGUCUGAUGAAAUGUGUAUAGCAAAAGAAGAGAUUUUCGGUCCAGUUCAAUGUAUAUUGAAAUUUAAUACAUUGGAAGAAGUAAUUGAACGUGCAAAUGCCACACAUUACGGAUUAGGUGCUGGUGUAUUCACAAGUGAUAUGGAUAAAGCAAUGAGAAUUGCUCAAUGUGUAGAAGCUGGAAGUUUUUGGAUCAAUAGUUAUAAUCUCAUUUCUCCUCAAACUCCUUUUGGUGGUUAUAAAAUGUCUGGAAUAGGACGUGAACUGUGAGUAUUAUGAUGAAUAAAUUUCGCAUGUAUAUGUUUUAGUACGUUAUCAUAAUUUUAGUUGUUUCCAAUAUCCGGCCAUGUUCGACAGUGAAAAUGCGCUACAACAGGAUAUCCACUUAAUGCAUAGAAACUAGUAUAUUGCAUGUACAUUUCUGCACAACCACCAAUAUGAUUCCUUUCGUAAACCUGCAAUUAUUAAUUAAUUUUCAUGUUGCGAGAUUAACUGUUUUACAAAUUUGAUGACUAUUUCACUGGCCUGCAUGAGUUGGAUAACAUAAUCUCGAUGGUCAAGUAUUCAAGCCUACAGUAACUAAAUCAGAUCAUUACAACUACUUAUUUUUCUAACCAAAAUUAUCUAGAGAAACGUUUAGAACUUGUUCAUUCGUAAAUGCUCUUCAGUGAUAAACAUCGAUAAAAACUGUAAUCAUUUACUGUAACCAUUUACAUAAAAAAUGAAUUGUUUAUCUGAAAGUAGAAUUCAGUUAGACUAGUAGAUUAAGAAUGCUCCCGAUUUCGGUAAGACCAUAAUUGAUUUGAACUGUGAUUGGUUUUUCCUACUGUGUCAUCCAUCAUAAAAGUACCACUGUCAACUAGGACCAUAAAUAAUUUAACGUAUUCUAUUAAUGGGCACAUUGUUAAAUGAGUGUGAAUAUUUGUCUAGCUUGAUAGUUCUACUCACUAGUUGACAUUAAAUAGGGAACGAAUGAAAAUGCUAAAGCACUGUGUGGCUCUUUCGUCAUAGCUUAGGACUUUUCAACUGAUCAUACAUACAGUCACACGAACGACCUUCAAGUCAGUCAUCAAUGAAUAAUUUUGAGAUGAAUAUCGCUGAGUUUUAGUGAGGAACUGUAGAUCGUGAAAUCAGCUAUCUAGAUUAUGUGGUAGAUACCUACAGAUGACAUUGUAUGAUGUUGGCAUUGUAUCACUGAUUAAAUGAGACUGGAAACAUGAACCAUUUCAACAUUACUACAUGAUAUUACUCAUUCUUUUCCUCAUUAUUUCAGUGGGAAAGAAGCACUGGAUGGUUACUUGCAAACGAAAGUGAUUUCUAUGCCAAUUUCAGUAAAGAAUUCUUGAAAUUCAUGACAGUUUUUUUUAAUUCUUUUGUAUUUUUCUCUAUAAACACGAUUAUUUUACAGUAGAAUUUUGAUA
Messenger RNA from Schistosoma bovis, 2577 nucleotides. NCBI's taxonomy places the organism in Eukaryota, Metazoa, Platyhelminthes, Trematoda, Strigeidida, Schistosomatidae. The record is from the annotation of a GenBank genome assembly.